Panicum virgatum (switchgrass) is the source of this 2102-nucleotide messenger RNA. Its product is annotated as zinc finger BED domain-containing protein RICESLEEPER 2-like. The record is from RefSeq and is a predicted model, not a curated record. Bases 1541 to 2002 code for a protein of 153 amino acids. The transcript is spliced from 3 exons. Lineage: Eukaryota; Viridiplantae; Streptophyta; Magnoliopsida; Poales; Poaceae.
CCGUCCUGUGUCGCUGGUUCGACUACUCUUUUCAUAUUUGUUCCUUGUUUCUUGGAUUGUAUUCAGCCAUAAACCCUAGCUCAGAUCGAGAUUAGAUUUAGUUUGCAAAGAAAGGGAUGGUUGCAAGUUUCAAUCCAUUUGCAGUGGUCUCUUGUUAUUGUUAGUCUGAAACUCUGAAUAAUUGCAAGUUUCAAUUCAGGAAACAACUGUCAAGAAUGCAUUCAGAAUGCAGCAGCACAAUUAUUGAUUCUCACUCAGCAGCAGCAAGCGUCCACGGCCACGCUUUUGGCGGAUGGUCACCUGGUGUUCUUGGAGCUAGUUAGCUAUCUGUAGUUUUUUAGAGGACCAAGACUUGUCCGGCUAGUGGGAAUCUCAGAAAUGGAGGUUACAGAAUGGUGUGCUGGGAGCUCGUAGCUCGGUGCGGGCAGGAUUUUCUUUCCGUUACGCCUUUUCAUUUUGAUCUGCAUUUUUCUUGCCAGAGUGUUCAUACUCCAUCUCCAUUACCCAAAAUUUUGUAACCGUGACUCCAUGUUUAUAUCGAUGGAAAUGUUUGUCGCAUGCUUGUGAAGAGAUUAGUCAAUAGAUAAAGUCAGAAUGCAUUCAGAAUGCAUGCCAUGGAGAUUGCAAGAAGCUGUUGAACUAAUCUCAUGUAACCUGAAUCUGAGCUUGAGUUCUAAAUGGGCAUAGCAGUGCAGGACGGUGUUUAUCAUUUUUCAAUGCUUCUAGCAAUAGUUUAUUUCCUCUACAUCAUUCCAUAACUAAUGUGCUAUCUGGAGUUGCAGCAUCUGAUCUGAAUUUAUCUGAAUUUGCACCUUUAAAAUAUAUGCAUUGUUUAACAUUGCAAAUGAUGUCAUCAUUCUCUAUUUCAGGAUAACCUGGAUGGUGAAGAGCAAUCUUUACAAGUACCUACUGCAAUGUCCUUAGAAGAGAGCAAUCAAAGAAUCAAUAGGUUAAUUGCCAUGCACAAAAUGUUAUCAGAAGCAAAUAAGGCAUCAUUGUCGUGCCAAGUGGAGAAGCAAAAGAGGUCAACUUCAGCAGUUAAUGCCAUCUCAACUGCAGCAGAUCAACUUCAGCAGUUAACUAGCUCUCCCACUCCGAUCUCUCCAGUUCAAAAGAGAAGCAAAAGAGUUGGGUCAAAAAAUCACUUGUUUGGAAGCAUUUUGAUACAGGAUUGAGGGGCCAGGAUCCUAUUGCAACAUGCAAAUAUUGCGGGCAAGUAUAUGCUUGUGAUAGAUCAACUCAUGGAACCAGCACCCUAUGUCACCAUCUAAGGUUCUUAUGCCCGCAAGACCCACUCAAGGGCCAGGACUUGCAAAGGAAGAAGGGUUGCAGAUCAUAAAGGAGAAACUCUAGGGAAAAGGGUUGAAGAAUGUUUGUUGGACUGGGGUAUUGAUCGAAUAUUCACGAUCACGGUUGACAAUGCAUCUUCCAAUGACAAGUUAAUUGAAUACAUGAAGGGAGUAUACAAAGAUUGGAAUGGAGUUGUGUUAAAAACAAAUUUCUUCAUGUGAGGUGUUGCGCUCAUAUAGUCAACCUAGUUAUGAAGAGUGGACUGGAAGAACACAAUGACUCUGUCGAAAGAAUAAGAACAGCAGUAAAAUUUGUGAGGUCUUCACCAUCAAGAUUGAAGAUUUUCAAGAAAUGUGCAGAAUUAGAAAAGAUAUCAACCAGAAGUCUUUUGUCCUUAGAUCUGGAGACGAGGUCGAAUGCUACCUACCUUAUGUUGGAAAAUGCAGAAAAGUUCGAGAAGGCUUUUGCAAGACUGGAUAAAGUUCACAGACCUUUCAGAGCUUAUUUUGCCAACAACGAUCCUCCCACUGCAGAUGAUUGGCAAACUGCAAGGCACAUAUUGUGUUUCUUGAAACUAUUUGAAAAGAGUUGGCUUCGAACAUCACAAAGCAAAUUAAGUGAAAGAGGAGCCGCUGAAGAGGUCCAGGCAUACGAGGAGAUUAGAGAAGGUAUAGAUAGCCAACACCACGAUUUCACUACGUUUGAAGCAUAGUCAUUUCAUGGAAGUAUGAAGAAAAGAGACCAGAGAAAUUAGGUGAUUAUUUAGUUUUGCUUGCCUUUGCAUCUGUUACAUAGUUUUGCAUCUUUAAAUU